GGCGACCUAUCAUUCUUUAUUUACACUUGUAAACCGCAGCAAUCGCCAUCACAUGCUCCGUCGUAUUCUGUCAGGACAAGAUAUGUAGGUUUAAUCAGUUACUAUAUAACUAACUAUGAAGCCUAGCUUUGUUCUUAAACGUCCCGUUAAUUUCUGCUCCGACACAAAGUGCAACAAAAAGUUCGGUUUCCUGUCUCAAAAAUUUCACUGCAGAGCUUGUGGAGACGUCUUUUGUAAAGCAUGUAUAAAACAGAAAACAUACUUACGAUACGCAAAUAAAGAUGUGAGAGUCUGUAACGACUGUUAUUACAGAUUGAAGAACAUAGACGAAUAUAGAACACGGCACAUUGUCAGCAAACUAGACUAUUUGGAAAAUCAGAAAUACGAAAAAGAAAGAGGAAGUUCUGCUCCGAGAUGUUGCAGAUGCACCGACCGAUUUGGGAUUAUAAAACGACGAAAGUUCUGUGGUGAAUGUCAAAAAGCCUGUUGUUCAAGAUGCAGAAGCUACGCUUUCUCGCAACCCACUGGAAAACCACUCAGAGUUUGCUACAACUGUCACGAAUGUGGUCUGGUUACGCCGCACAAUAUCAAAUUCGGCUCAAAAGACGAGCAAUCUGAUUGGACGUUAAAUCAGUCACAAGGCGACACCACUAUUGAAGAAUAUUGUAAUCGUACCAGUCGGUAGAUGGCGACAUUGAGCAAGAUGCCGUUUGGUUUGACUUCGAAAGAUGUGUACCAAAUCUGAUAUUUCAAUGCAUACUUUCAGGCAGCGACUAGCUGUCUCUGAUGUAUCCUAAAAUGCUAAAUAAUUUUCCCGUUCCGAAUUUGCGGGCUCUGAAUGUAGAAUUACGUGAUAAAAUCUCUCUCUUCCGUGUGAAUAUAACUCCAACUACUGACAACAAAUUCUAAUUUUAUCACAUGUUUUAUUCGUAUUCCUUUGCAUUUUGAGAUUAUAAGAUUCAGUUUUAAACAUGCAUACAAUGAACUUGGACAUUUAAAUGUUGCGUGUUCGCCAUCACAAUCACAGUAGGUAUAAAUGAGACCACAAGUUGGAAUCCUGGCAGUGUAAUCGCCUAGUUAUUGAUUAACUAUUAACAAGGGUCCUGUUUUGUUUGUUGAAUAGUGCUGGUACAUUCUGUUCAUCAUUACAUAGUAUGUCUUUGAAACUAGUAUAUUUAUUGGUUAAACUAGGUAAAGAUUGUGGGUUCGAAUCCCAAAUUAAGACACGAUGUAUCUAU
This is a messenger RNA of Styela clava, 1238 nucleotides long. NCBI's taxonomy places the organism in Eukaryota, Metazoa, Chordata, Ascidiacea, Stolidobranchia, Styelidae. The record is from RefSeq and is a predicted model, not a curated record.